AUGUCCUCUGCAAUUGACAAUCUCUUUGGUAACAUUGAUGAGAAAAAAAUAGAAUCUUCAGUAGAUAAGCUAUUUAGUUCAUCCUGUGGACCUAUUAAUAAAUUGGAAGUCAAAAGCAAAACACGUACUGUCCUUCCUGAUUCGAAGAAAAGGGAAAGAGCUGCCGAAGCUGAUCAAGAAGAAAAAGAAGCAAGCAAACCUGAUGUUUCAGAUGAGCAAACUGAAGAAGUUGCCCUUCCAAAAGUAAAGAAGGCCAAAAAAAGUAAAAGGAAUGACGAGGAUGAAGACUUAGAAGCCCGCUAUUAUGCGAAACUACUAAAUGAAGAAGCUGAGGCUGAGGAUGAUAAACCAACAGUAACGAAAACUGAUGAAACUUCAGUACCACUGACAUCAGCAGCUAAGAAAGUUGAUUUCAAAGAAGACGAGUUAGAAAAGGCAGAAAGAACUGUUUUCAUUGGUAACAUCUUAAGUACUGUCAUCACAUCUAAAAAGGUUUAUAAAGAAUUCAAAAAACUUUUUGGUACAAAUCCGAUAGCAGAAACUGAGGAAUCUGGUAAUGAAAAAGAAGAGGAAAGUUCUAAGAAAAGUGACAAUAACGAAUUUGCCAUUGAAAGCAUAAGAUUCAGAUCUAUUUCCUUUGAUGAAGCUCUUCCUAGAAAAGUUGCGUUUGUCCAACAAAAAUUUCAUAAGUCAAGGGAUACAAUAAACGCUUACAUCGUCUAUAAGAAUAAGUCUGCUGUAAGAAAAAUCUGCUCGAAUUUGAAUGCUGUCGUUUUCCAAGAUCAUCACUUAAGAGUUGAUUCAGUUGCUCAUCCAGCUCCGCAUGAUAAGAAGCGUUCAAUCUUUGUAGGUAACUUGGAUUUUGAAGAAAUAGAAGAAAGUCUUUGGAAACAUUUUGAACCAUGUGGCGAUAUUGAAUAUGUCCGUAUUAUCAGAGAUUCAAAGACAAAUAUGGGUAAGGGAUUUGCUUAUGUUCAAUUUAAAGAUUUACAAAGUGUAAACAAAGCACUUUUAUUGAACGAAAAGCCUAUGAAGUCACAAAAACAAGAAGACGAAAAUACAAAGAAACCAACUAAAAAGGCAAGAAAAUUGCGUGUUUCCAGAUGUAAGAACAUGAAGAAGGGUACUACUAUUGGGACCGGCUUGGAUAGAAAUGGGUUGACAGAUUCACAAAGAACCAGAGCAGGUAGAGCUAAAAAGAUUUUAGGUAAGGCUGAUAGAGCCACUUUGGGCCAAGAGAUAACUAUCGAAGGUUUAAGAGCAAAGAAAGGCGAAGGUUCCACCCAUCUAAAAAAGAAGAAACAAAGAUCCGCUACAGGUAGGGUUACCAAAAGAUCGAUAGCAUUCAAGAAAGCUCAAGCUGAAAAGAGCAAGAAAUAG
Molecule: messenger RNA, 1380 nt
Organism: Saccharomyces cerevisiae S288C
Lineage: Eukaryota; Fungi; Ascomycota; Saccharomycetes; Saccharomycetales; Saccharomycetaceae
Gene: NOP12
Product: rRNA-processing protein NOP12
Exons: 1
Coding region: 1-1380 (459 amino acids)
Cellular component (GO): nucleolus
Molecular function (GO): RNA binding; nucleic acid binding
Source: RefSeq, marked reviewed